Molecule: messenger RNA, 1515 nt
Organism: Brassica rapa (field mustard)
Lineage: Eukaryota; Viridiplantae; Streptophyta; Magnoliopsida; Brassicales; Brassicaceae
Source: RefSeq, a predicted model, not a curated record
CCCGUGUAAUAAACACUGAAAGAUUUUCAAAAUACACAGAAAUGUAUAAAGCAGAUAGAUAGCCGAUUCCUAAGAUCUUCUUAAAUACUACGGCACACCGAGAAUAACAGUACGAUAUUUUCAGAACCCAUAACCGCAGCCGAUCUAUGUUCCUGUUUCACUUCCAGUUUUAGGUAUCAGUGACUGUAACAAUCAUCAUGAUGGUAAAUCAAAGACAAGGAAAAGGUGAAUACAUUCAAUGGAGACCAGAAGAGAGCAAAUUGCUGAUUGAGCUAGUAGCAAGUUGCUUCAAGGAGGGAUGGGCUGAUCCCAAUGGAAAAAUGUUCAAGAAAACCGUUGAGACAAAGAUACUUUCAGUUCUUAACGACAAAUUUAAUAGCCGGAAGACUUAUAAGAAUUUUAACAACCGAAUGAAGAUCUUGAAGAACCAAUACCGAGAUUUUGUCAAUCUUCUGCAUUUUGAUUCUAAGGUUCAAUGGAAUCCAAUCACAAAGAAGUUCACGGCUCCUGAUGAAGUGUGGAAUGCUUACCUUAGAGAUUUUCCUAAUCAAAGGCAUAUGCGUAACGAGAAAUAUGAAGAAAAUGAGAAUAUGAAACUAGUAUUUGGGGGAAUGAGGAGACUUGCGAGAUCACAUUCUCAACCAUGCGAAGUGAGAAAGAACGAGAUACUGAAACAAGAAGUGGAUCUUACUAAUGAUGAUGAUGACGAUGACGAGGUUCAUGAAAUUCGUGAAACCGAAACUGAUGUAUUUGGUGAUUCAUCAAACUAUGCAUCAGUUAAGGACAAUGAUCUUUUGGCAAAGAUUUGCACAGAACUAAGAUCAGUUGAGUCAGCCACUAAACAGAUGAUGAUUCACAUAAUGCAAGGAAGAUCAAUGGUUGAGGAAAACAAGAAGAUCAAUGUUUGGGAGGCUAUCAAAGAGAUUCCUAAUUUGUCCAACCAUGUCCAAUACAAAGCUCUUUCCAUGAUUCAAAAGCUUGAAAUGAGAGACAUAUUUGUUAGUAUGUCUGUUGAAGAUCGUCUUGGUUGGAUUCAGUGGAAUACCCAACCAAAAACUUAACUCCAAGCUACAUGCAUCAAUUUGGUUUCUGUAUUUCCAUCAUUGAAUAUGAUUAGUAUUUUUUUUUCAAUAAACUGGUUAGAUUUUAUUGAAUGAACUAGAUUUUAUAUUCACACUACGCGCGAAUCUAUUCUAAUUGCCUUGCUCUUUUAUAAUAAUUUUUAAAUCCAAAACGUAAUGAAUUUAUUAAAUUUUAAUUUAAAAAAUAAAUAAAUAUAUUGUGUUAUUAUUAUUGUAAUUUAUUUUUGUUUGUAAAAGCGUACUCUUUAAAUUAUUAUAUUUUCCUAUUUCUUUAUUUGUAUUUCUAAAUGUAUAAAAUCAAAUUUAUGUGUAUUUAUAUAAUUUAUAAAAUUAUAAAUUUUAUAUACUAUAUUACUUUUAAUGCAUAUAAAAUGUUGGAACACUACUGUUAGUAUUUGUAUUAUUCUCUUUAGCCAUAUCUUUUGAUUCAUAC